This is a messenger RNA of Suillus fuscotomentosus, 693 nucleotides long. RefSeq lists its product as uncharacterized. The transcript has 3 exons. NCBI's taxonomy places the organism in Eukaryota, Fungi, Basidiomycota, Agaricomycetes, Boletales, Suillaceae. Bases 1 to 693 code for a protein of 230 amino acids. The record is from RefSeq and is a predicted model, not a curated record.
AUGAGCAACAAAGUCACCCAUUUUUCGACCGUUAUCAAUCCAGAAAGUCAGUCAGAUAGUUCUGACGGUACACUGUUGCAGCGCAUCCUCCUUAUGGUGUGUUUUUCGGGCCAGCUCCCAAAGCAGACAGUUCGACAGAAAAAUAUUCCUGUCCACAUUUCGGUCUCUGUUGCCGAAGAAUAUGGACCAUUUACCUCCCCAGUUAUGGAGGCCAUAUCAGUAGAUCUUUGCUCUACUCGUUCAAAUUCACCAUUAAUGGAUGAUUCAACUCCCAGUCAAGCCAACAACAAUCUUUCCUCCCAAGCGGAUGACAUUAUUCCAUUCCUCCCACUCCAACGAAUCUUCAACUAUAUUAAUCCGAUGGAAUGGGCCACACUAUCGAAGGAGAUCAAAGAAUGGUUGGUGAACGAUGUAGACACUAGGUCUCAAUUAUGGACAUGGGGAUGCGAUGCUUUCUGGCUCACGUUUGUCGCAGCAUACCCUUUAUUUCCCAGAGGCAAAUGGCCAAUGUGGGACCCUCGCAUUCCUGUGGAGGGGACAUUUAUUCAGGAGUGGUUGGGACGGUCAAAUGAUAUUGAUGCCAUGAAACUUGAGGGCGAACAUUCUCUCGUGGCCCUACUCAAUGACAUAAGGGCCGAAUUCAACAGACAUACUGUGCUCUUUCACCCCUUGCCUCUUCUUGCUGUCGACUAA